Messenger RNA from Penicillium macrosclerotiorum, 297 nucleotides. NCBI's taxonomy places the organism in Eukaryota, Fungi, Ascomycota, Eurotiomycetes, Eurotiales, Aspergillaceae. The record is from RefSeq and is a predicted model, not a curated record.
AUGCGCCCUCAACCUUCGGAUAUGGAGCUGGCGCGUGCUAUUUCGGUCGCAGAAGGAUGGCAUCAACAGCCACUCUACCACUGGGCUAGGCGAAUUAACAAUAGAAACAGGAAUAAAAAUAAAAAAACAUACAACAGCAGGGAUUCGCUGGUGGUCACCCACCCAACUACUAACCUGCCGGCGUGUGGCUUAAGUACGGCUGAGCGGACGGGAAGCCCUGUUCUCCACACCCUGUGGUCGUAUGUAUUAGAGAUUUUCUGUAAGCAGAAUAUGUAUAAAGCAAAAAAGCAAAAAUGA